AUGUUCAUGGUCAACCCCAUCGGGUCCCUAGGACUCAAAACCGGAAAACCAGCCCUCGACAGCUGGAAGCUGAAAGUGCCUACCGACAUCAUCGAGUCGGAGGUCCACGAACUCAAAGGACUCAUCCACGAUGUGAUGAAAACAACCGUUCGGCAAGACAUUCAGGACAUCUUGCGCGAUGAAUUAAAGGACAUGAUUCGCAGUAGUCUCGCAGACAUGAUGCAGGAGAUACAGGCUAUUGUCCACGACACCCAGGCGCACGUCCAGAUGAUCGAGGCGAACGCUCAGGACAUGCAGGCCGACGUUCACAUGGCCAAGGCACACACUCAGGAUAUGCAGAUCAACAUCCAAGACAUCCAGGCCAACGUCCAGGACAUGCAGACCAACGUCCAGGACAUCCAGGCCGACGUUCACAUGGCCAAGGAACACACUCAGAGCCUGCAGACCGACGCUCAGCAGCUCAAGGCAUAUGUUCAUGGUAUGCAGAGCAACGUCCAGGACAUUCAUACCGACGUUCAAAUGACCAACGCACACACUCAGAACCUGCAGAGCGACACUCAGAAGCUCAAGGAACAGAUGCAGGGCUUCCAGGCCAACCUUCGGGAGACGCAGGCAGAGCUGCAGAAGAUGAAGGCACAGGCAGACAUUCAGAAGAUGAAGGCACAUGAACAGGCGCAGGACAUGCAGGCCGAGAUAGAAAAGAUGCAGACACAGGCGGAAAUCCAGCAGAUGAAGGCACAGGAACACGCCCAGGAUAUGCAGGUGGACAUUCAGAAGAUGAAGGUGCAGGCGGACAUUCAGAAGAUUUUGGCACAGAAACAGGUUCAGGACAUGCAGACAGUCGUCUCUGGAUUGCAGGAAGUCGUCUUUGAUGUUCAGACCAACGUCCAGGAUAUGCAGGCCGAUAUUCAGAAGAUAAAGGCACAGGAACACGCCCAGGAUAUGCAGGUGGAGAUUCAGAAGAUGAAGGUGCAGGCGGAAACUCAGAAGAUGAAGGCACACGAACAGGUUCAGGACAUGCAGGCAGUUGUCUUUGGGUUGCAGGAAGUCGUCUUUGAUAUUCAGACCAACGUCCAGGACAUGCAGGCCGAUAUUCAGAAGAUGAAGGCACAGGAACAGGCUCAGGACAUGCAGGUGGACAUUCAGGACAUGCAGGCGGACAUUCAGGAAAUGCAGGCCGACAUUCAGAAGAUGAAGGUAGACGAACAGGCUCAGGACAUGCAGGCGGAAAUCCAGGACACGAAGAUCAACGUCCAGAAGAUGAGGGCACCGGUACAGGCUCAGGACAUGCAGGCGGACAUGCAGACAGGCUAUGCCUCAGAAGGCAGCUCGAGCCUGAUACACCACGAUUGCGAAACUGAGUGGACGGCGUACUUAUGGCGACAAGUAUCGCAAGCUAAGAAUUCGAAUACUCAAAAGUCACUCACCGAUUCAUCGUAUGACGAAUGGGCCGAGAAAAUUAAGCAGCUUGACGAAAUGAGUGAGAUAAGCUCGCUACCAUCCUUCCACGAAAACUGGCAUGAUGAGGAGGAUGUGUGGUGGCGCGAGAUCUGCCAGAGAGAAUGGAAUCGUUUUAAUUACGAUACCGAGCAUCUGGAGCCUCCGGAGUGCCGUCGAGACUUUGUCGAUAGACGACUCAAGUAG
Aspergillus uvarum CBS 121591 is the source of this 1644-nucleotide messenger RNA. RefSeq lists its product as uncharacterized. The record is from RefSeq and is a predicted model, not a curated record. NCBI's taxonomy places the organism in Eukaryota, Fungi, Ascomycota, Eurotiomycetes, Eurotiales, Aspergillaceae. Bases 1 to 1644 code for a protein of 547 amino acids. The transcript has a single exon.